AUGUGUGCGUUUAAAACACAGACAGAUACAGAAAGCCAAGCCCUGCUUCUUUUGAUGGGUGUUCGUCAGGAUGAUCUGGUGAAGGUGAGAGAAAAGAUUCUGGAAUAUAAAGCAGAGUCAGAAAAGGAAGCCCAAGACCUGUUUAAGCAGACAAAAACAAAAAUGGAAACAACCUUACAAGAAAUCAGAGAAAUGCAGCAGUUUCUGGCUAAACAGGAGAAACAUUUCCAGGCCCAGAUGGAGGAGUUGGAGAAGCAGAUUGCAAGGAAAAGAGAUGAACACUUGAUCUUACUUACCCGGGAACUUUCCUCUCUGGAAAGUCUCAUCCAGGAGACAAAAGAGAAAUGUCAGCAGCCACCAGCAGAACUGCUGCAGGAUGUGAGGAAUCUCUUGCAGAGGUGUGAAGCAAGAAAGGAGUUCAAGAAACCUGAUGUUUUUCCUCUUGAGUUGAAGUGGAAGAUCUUGGACUAUGGAGAUAUAGCUCUGCUUCUGGAAGUUAUCAUGAAACAAGUCAGAGAUGAGUUAAAAUCUGGAUUUACACUACAGAAAGCAACUGUAACUUUGGAUCCGGACACAGCUCAUGACCACCUUAUCCUGUCUGAGGAUCGUAAAAGUGUAACAUAUGGAGACGAAUCUCAAAACUUGCCGGACAAACCGAAGAGGUUCAAGAAAACUUUUUCUGUCCUGGGAUGUGAUGGAUUUACAUCAGGCAGACAUUUCUGGGAAAUCUGUGUGGGAGAAGAGGGCCAGUGGCUGGUAGGAGUUGCCAGAAAGUCUAUAGAGAGAAAGGGCGACAUUGUCUUUGGGCCUAAGGGGGGAAUCUGGGCUAUAGGGAAGUGGGAUGGCGCAUAUAAGGUUACUAACGAUCCUGAGUUCACACCUCUGUCUCUGAACAGUGAGCUCAAAAGGGUUCGAGUGUCUGUGAACUAUAUUGGGGGCCAGGUGGCCUUUUACGAUGCUGAUACAGGAGUCCAUCUCUAUUCAUUCUCUGGGGCUCCAUUCAUAGGAAAGAUACUUCUUCCUUAUUUUAAUGUGAAUAAAAAAGGGCAUCUGAGAAUUCCUCCUUAAGGCAGCAAAACAAGUUGACCACAUGCACCCUACAUCCUGCAAGAUUAAGACUUUGGAUUUAUCUCCUUUAAAGGGCAGAGAUAGUGCUUUAGUGUAGUGGUUCCCAAAUUGUUCUGUGAAACCCUAGGAUUCGACAAAAGCAUAGUAGGGCGUAAAGCCCAACUUCAGAACAAUUUAAUUACAAAUAUUAAACAAGUUUAAUAUAUCAGU
Messenger RNA from Anolis sagrei ordinatus, 1278 nucleotides. The record is from RefSeq and is a predicted model, not a curated record. Lineage: Eukaryota; Metazoa; Chordata; Lepidosauria; Squamata; Anolidae.